Astyanax mexicanus (Mexican tetra) is the source of this 2214-nucleotide messenger RNA. RefSeq lists its product as uncharacterized. The record is from RefSeq and is a predicted model, not a curated record. The coding region runs from base 54 to 926 and encodes 290 amino acids. NCBI's taxonomy places the organism in Eukaryota, Metazoa, Chordata, Actinopteri, Characiformes, Acestrorhamphidae. The transcript has 2 exons.
AUGCUUAUAACUGUACGAAGCAUGACAGUACAGGGUUUAUCCCUUACGAACUUAUGUUCGGAAGGAAACCGAGACUGCUAAUCGACCUCGCUUUCAACAUCUCUGUGAACAAGCAACAUGAGAAGACUCACUCUCAGUAUGUGAGCCAUCUGAGAAAUCAACUGGAAGAGAGCUAUAGAUUGGCUACCGAGAAUGCUGCAAAAUCUGCUGAAAGAAACAAGGCACGAUUUGACAAAAGAGUCACUGAAUCAACCCUAGAGAAGGGUGAUCGUGUGUUAGUGAGGAAUGUGAAACUGAGGGGAAAACAUAAAUUGUCAGAUAAAUGGGAAUCUGUUGUGUAUGUUGUGGGCAGAGCAGGAGAACUCCCAAUGUACACAGUAAAGCCUGAGAACAAGGCUGGGCCCCUACGUACAUUGCACAGAGAUUUGCUCCGACUGUGCAACUUCCUAUCACCAGAAGAAGCUGACCUUCCUAUUUCUAAGGUUAAGAGACCAAGAACAAGGCAGAUGCCACCCAAAGAGAAUUCAGAAGAGUCUGAUUCUAACUCUGAAUCUGAUGACUACCCAAUCUACUAUUCUUCAGUUCCCUUAAGGCUUGAACCAGUGGAAAUUGUUCAGAUCCAUGAGGAUGAAAGAAUACCAGUUGACUCUAACUUCAGAAUCCAGCAUGAACCAGCUGUAAAGAACCCGUCUGCUGAACCUGAGAUACCUGAAAGAGAAAGCUUACCUGAGAAGAUCCCUGUAAAAGAAAACCUACCUGAAAGAUUAGCAGAAAAUGAAUACUUACCUACAGACCAUGUUGAUGAUCCAGCUCUAAAUUCUGAAAUGCUGCAUUCUGCUACACCUGCUGAAGAGGUACCAGAAAUGCAGAACACCUACAGCCUUCCACAGAGGAAUCUGAGGAUGAAGAAACUCCAGCAUCAGUGAGACGCUCCACAAGACACAGAGCAAAAGCCAAGAGACUAACCUAUCCAGAGCUAGGCAAUCCUCUGAUAUCCAUUGUCCAGUCCCUAUUCCAAGGUAUGACGACUGCCCUCACUCAGUCUCUUAUAGAAGCUGCCUCUAUGGAAUAUGCCAAUCCUGCUGUGAGACAUCCCCCUAGUCCAAUGCACAGGGACGUGCAUGCAGUUAAAGACGGGAGGGUGUAACCCAGGUCUUAAAUGGGUCACAAAGACAUCAAUUAGAUAACUGCAGAAAGUAAAUAAUGAAUAUAUAUAUUUAUUUAUUAUAAUUUUUAUUUAUUCUGAAACAGUAUAAAUUAAUUAAUAGAAAAAGAAACUCCCAAGAAGUGUUUUAAAAUGAAAAGGAAAUCGGUUUUAUUUAUUUUAGAUAAUAAAUAAAAUAAAAACUUUUAGGCGCUAAACAGCAGCCAAUCAGUUCUUCAGAUGAUCCAAGGUGCAAAACAGCAGCCAAUCAUAAUAAUCCUUUAAGGGACAGAGGCGGAGCCUGUUGGUUAGUGGACGUCAAUCCCUGGCUGUUUUAACCCAGAAAGUUCUGCGGGAGAAGAGAGACAGGUCAUGUAAGAAGUUCUCAGUUCAAAGUAUUAUAAAAAUACUAGAAAACGCUAGAAUUCAGUGCUGUAGAUAGUGAGUAAAUCACUACCAAGCUGACCGCUGUUAGAUUUGAGGCUGCAGAGUGGAGGAAGGGAGAGAGGCUCACUUAUUGUGCCUCGUGAAACUUUGCCAGUUACACGCUCCGGUAAUCUCCAGGUGGAGGUAGAACCUGGUGUCCAUGUGCCCUGGGGUGGUGUGUGAAAACCCUGGAUAGGAUUCGGCCAGUUUUUUUGUUGGGUGGAAUGGAUUGGAUGAUCUUCCCGAACACUCCUCGUGUCGUUCAGCUGCACACGGCCGGUGCAGUGCGCGGUGCUAGGAUGGCGAGCCAAGCCCGAGGACCCAAGUGACUUCAUUACACUUCAUUCACAUUUUUCAAACACUUGAUAGUGAACAUUAAAGAAAAUUCGUGGAUUGUUUAUUUUUUUUGAAAGAAAAGGACACUCUUGAAUACAAAGAUACUGAAAAGGUUAAACUUUAAUUGGUUGGAUUACUGUUAUUUAAUUUUGAUAAUUUCUAAGUGGUUUUGAUAUUCAUUUAUUGUUUCUGCUACAGAGAAUUGUUAUUUUUUAUUUUUUUGUUGAUUGUUAAAGGGUAUACUAUUGGUGUAAAAUAACCUAGAGGUUUAAUUGGAUAACACUAAUUAUAACAAUACUUACCUUUAA